GCGGCGCCCGCUGGUCGGGCUGGCGGUGGCCGCCCUGGGUCGCGUCCCUGCGGACGGUGAGUGCGCUGGCGGCUGGUUGCCUCAGAAGCGGGACUUGCGGCAGCAUGUUUUCCUUGCGUGCCGUCUCCAGUGACCCUGUUCUUGUAGGGAUGUCGAGUGAACGUGUUUUUCGGGACCCCAGAACGACAGGGAUGGGCACGCGGAGUCCCAGCCGCCCGCAGACCGGCGCAGCCUGAGCUUAGUCUGCCGCUCUUCCACUGCUCCCUGCCUACCCGGCAUCCUGGGCAUGGCAGGACCUAGGCCAGUAGUGCUGAGUGGGCCAUCAGGAGCAGGGAAGAGCACUCUGCUCAAGAAGUUGUUCCAGGAACACGGCAGCAUCUUUGGCUUCAGCGUGUCCCAUACCACAAGGAACCCACGACCUGGUGAAGAAGAUGGCAAAGAUUACUACUUUGUGACUCGGGAGAUGAUGCAGCGUGAUAUUGCAGCAGGGGACUUCAUUGAGCAUGCUGAGUUCUCAGGGAACCUGUAUGGGACAAGCAAGGAAGCUGUUCGCGCUGUGCAGGCCAUGAACCGCAUCUGUGUGCUAGACGUUGACCUACAAGGUGUGCGCAGCAUCAAGAAGACUGAUCUGUGUCCCAUCUACAUCUCUGUGCAGCCUCCCUCGCUGGACGUGCUGGAGCAACGACUGCGGCUGCGCAACACUGAAACUGAGGAGAGUCUGGCAAAGCGGCUGGCAGCUGCACGGGCAGACAUGGAGAGCAGCAAGGAGCCUGGCUUGUUUGACCUGGUGAUCGUCAAUGACAACCUGGACAAGGCCUAUGCGACACUGAAGCAGGCACUCUCUGAGGAAAUCAAGAAAGCUCAGGGAACUGGCCAUGCCUGAGGGCCUGCUUCAUUCCCCAGUUGAUGCCCGUGGUCUAAAUCUGCCUGGAUUACAAGGUGGGGGGAACUUUGCCAGGGCACCAAGGACUUGUAAUAGGCUUCCACUGUGGAGUAGAAGGAGCUACCCCUUGUCUGGCCACAUGGUGGCUCUGCACCCUGGGCUGGCUUGCUGAGGCUGAAUGACUCCGAAGAGUACCCACAUCUAUUCUCCCUGGGCUAUUUGUGUUCCUAUCCCUGUUCCUCCUGCUGGAGCAGGACUGACAUCCUAAUAAAGUGAUUAUUGAGUUACA
Molecule: messenger RNA, 1172 nt
Organism: Arvicanthis niloticus (Nile rat)
Lineage: Eukaryota; Metazoa; Chordata; Mammalia; Rodentia; Muridae
Source: RefSeq, a predicted model, not a curated record